AUGGAGGCAUGCAAUGUGGCAUUGCAGCGGUGCGUAAGGAAUAUAGUCAAUGAGGGCGGGUAUGGGAAGGACAUGUCAACUGCGUCUCUGCUAGAGGAGCCUCGAGAAAACGAGAAGGCCUUGACUGGCAUGGCACUACUCAACGGCACCCUCAACGAGAAGCAGAUUACACAGGCGGAGACACUCUGCAUGAUGGGCGACAAGUUUGAUGACGAUGUGGCGGACUAUGUUGCGUCCACGGUAUUCCCCAAGGCCGGCAGGCUGCGUGUGGUGGAAGUUGCUUCCACAAAAAUUAGUCCCCUUGGUGUCAUGACUCUUUUGCGCUCUCUGUACCAAAGUCCCAACGACGUCCUGGAGCAGUUGUUGUUUUGUGACACGCGCCUUCACAGCGAUGAGUGCGCUGUCAUUUACAACCUGAUGGUGAAACACACCUCCCACCUGCAGCGGCUGGAAUUGCAGCGCUGCCAUAUGGACGAUACCGCAGCGCAGGCGGUGGCGGAGGGCAUCGCUCAGGCGAAGGCGUUGGUCGAAGUGAGAAUCGCGGACAGCGACAUCAUUCCGGCAUUUGCGAUUCCGCUUGAGGACUCGCAGUGGCUUCUUUUCCCCUCUUCACUCAAAGUGCUUGACGUUAGCGGCAAUCGCAUCGAAUCCGUUCAUCACCGCGGUCUCGCCAUUGCUCUGAGACGCUGCAUCGCCUCGCUGGAGGAAAUUUACAUGUCAAGAUGUUGCGUGACCGAGUCUUUUCUAACGACACUUUUAAAAGCGGGACUCCACUCCUCGCAUUGUCUUCGUGUCCUAAAUGUUUCUUCUGGUCGUUUGUUACACACCGCUGGUAAAGUAUUGAGUAGUUUUCUCACCGAAUGUCCAAAUUUGGAGAGACUGUACGUACAGGACAACCUUAUUGAGGCGGAUGGUGCUGCACGCAUGGCCAUUGGUAUCCCAUGUGCCAAGAAAUUGAAAGUGUUGGGGCUUGGGAGUUGUCAUUUAAACGGUGAGGGUGCAAGAGUUAUUGCAGAAGCGGUAAGGCAAACUCCAUCAGUACGUGAACUUGACCUUUCCAAUAAUUCAUUGUCAGAUGCGGAUGUAUUUCAAAUUUGUGCAUGCGAUGAUGGCAGCAGUUUGCAGUUGAGUUUUCUUGAUUUGUCGAGUAAUCCCCUGACGGAUCGAUGUAGGCCAUUUAUUCAAGCACUUUUAAGGAGUAAGAAAAAUGGGACGUGUACUGUGCUGGUUCGCGAUACAAAUGUAGCAGCCGACUUUUCUUAUCUGCAGUGCGGCGAUUUAUCGGGUUUGUCGUGA
Trypanosoma cruzi is the source of this 1296-nucleotide messenger RNA. RefSeq lists its product as uncharacterized. The transcript has a single exon. NCBI's taxonomy places the organism in Eukaryota, Euglenozoa, Kinetoplastea, Trypanosomatida, Trypanosomatidae. The record is from RefSeq and is a predicted model, not a curated record. Gene Ontology annotation, molecular function: GTPase activator activity; protein binding. Bases 1 to 1296 code for a protein of 431 amino acids.